AGCAGGGGCUGGGAGCUGUCUGGCUGGUGACAAGGGCAGAGAGAGAGAGAGAGAGAGAAGCAGGAGAUGGAGAGAGCAGGGUAUUCCUGCACGGUGCCGUUCUGCGUGGGUUUGAAGAAGACCUUCCACCGGAGAGAUCUGAAGGACCCUUGUUCGUGAUGCGUGACUUGUCUAAACCUUUGGCGUGAGAUGCACCUUCCUCUCUAGAAUGAAGCAUGAUUGUCUUGCGCGUUUGCUUUAUUGACAUCCCCGACUGGUUGACGCACCGAUCACCGGAGGCGUGAUGGAUAGACUCUGUGUGGGAACACUGGGAUCUCUCUCUGUGGACUCGCCGUAAACCUUUCUACCGAUCCAUGUGGCAUGUAGACUGACUCCCCAGGUUGACUCUUUAGUCUGUCAGCGUCUCCUCCACACGUCGUGGAGCAGGUUGGUGAAACAAUGUGCCUUGAUCUAAGGUUAACAGUUCUGCAUGUCUCCCAGAUGUAAUUUCACUCGUUGUCGUCCUUGAAGGAAUUUUCAAUCCUGUGCAUUGUCAUUUUUGCCUUCGCAUCUGCCUCUUGUUGAAUGUAGUCAAUGGAAUCGGGAGCAUGCUUUUCAUGCAGGUGUGGAGAGGUGGGCACAUGUCUGCAUGCUUAAAAUAGGUGGGAGAGGACCAGAGAACAGCAAUAUGAAGAGAAUGAAGUCUGAGACGAGACAUGAAGGUGUGAAAGAGCACAAAGGACAUUAGCUAAAAUUUUUCCAGACUCCAGGGAACCAGGUCACGGUUCGCUUCUUUUUGACAUACUUGCCUGAAUUGUCUCUUUCUGUGAGUUCUGUCAUUUCUUUCUUCUGUAGAAGACUAUUUGACUCGGCGGGUGUUUAUUUUCUGUCCUUGGUCUGUUGAGCAAUUCUGGACCACAUGAACCGAACCGGGACCUCACAGUCAAAAACCACCUACCUUAUCUCCCUCACGUUGGUGAAGGUAGAAACCACUGAGGAGAAUGAGUUGGAGAAGUCCAGGCCGGAUUUGGGGGGAGCGGUGUAUGAUUCUGAUGGAGCGAAACAUCUCAAGCAUGCGGGAUCCAAUGAGGGCCAGGAGUGCCAGAAGAUGGGUGAGGCUGUUGAGCUGGAAGCUGGAGAAUCUGUCAAAUUCUCAGUGGAACAGGAAAUACUCCAAAGCCCGAGGGAGGACAAGGCACUUUUUGCAGAUGGCGUUCAUCCCGGAGAUAGACAAAAAUCAAUAAUCUCACCCUCCACUGAGAAUGGAAGAGCUAGAGAAUCCACCGGAGUGCCCCAAACCUCUUUUCCCCGGGAUGUUGCCAGGCAUCUCGGUGACAUCCCAGUCCGUGCAACCCAGCGACCCGUCUCGCUCCUUAAAGCACACGGCGGAGGCCGUGAAUAUAAAGAGUCCAGAGAGAGCAUCCAUGCCUCCUCCAAGAGCCUUGACCGCAAGGACAGUCGGACCAGGAUCCAGUCCCCAACCAGCCCAACUCCUGGAUCUUUCCGGGCCUCGUGGGCCGUAAGCGAAGUUAAACCUUGCGAUGAAGAUCUCAAAGGAGGCGUUGGGAUAAAGAGGCCCACUGAAGGGGACAUCAUAGCCAUGCGAACCCAAAGCCCCCGGGCUGAGAGAUUAAAGGCAGGAUCUACAUCUCUUCCGACCCCUGUCGCCUUGAUUACCAAGCCUCAGCGCAAAGGAAAAAGUCGCACCCUGGACAACAGCGACCUGAACUGUCUGUCCGAGGACCUCCUGAAGUGCAAAGGUGGACAAAUGGUGGCAGACUAUAGAACAGCUCAGUCCCAGGGGGCUUCGGCACGUGACCGCAAGAUGCUGAGAUUUAUUAGUGGCAUUUUUACGAAGAGCACUCCAGUUGCAACCAGUGCCACGACCAUCGUGACUCCGGUCUAUAGCACCAUUCAGAGGGAAUCGAGUGAAGAGGAAGUGGGGUCUAAGACAAUAUCGGACUCCAUAUAUUUUUAUUGUCUGAAAAAAGAAGACAUCUUUUGUAUUCCACAGAAGAAAGAAAGUCUAACAGCAUCAUGUGCCAAUAGCCAGGAAUGGACCCUAACUCGUGCUAUUCCAGAACUGCGAUUGGGGGUUCUGGGUAGCCUUCGCAGUGGAAAAUCUGCUCUGGUAAACAGAUUCAUCACAGGAAGUUAUCUUCCACUUGAGUCACAUGAGGGGGGAAGAUAUAAAAAAGAGGUGUUGGUGGAGGGACAGAGUCAUUUAUUGCUGAUCCGAGAGGAAUCUGGCCCACCAAGUGCACAGAUCUGCAACUGGCUUGAUGGCGUUAUCCUAGUUUUUAGCCUGGAAAACGAAGCAAGUUUCCAGGAUGUGUAUAAGAACUACAGUGAGCUAAGCGCACAUCGUAACAUAGCAGAAAUCCCCAUUAUAGCGGUUGGAACGCAAGAUAAGAUUAGUAGCACUAACGCCCGUGUGAUUGAGGACAAGAGAGUCCAGCAGCUGUGUAUAGAUGUGCGUCGCUGCACUUAUUUUGAGACCUGUGCCACAUAUGGCCUCAAUGUGGACAGAGUAUUUAGUGAAAUGACUCACAAAAUUGUUGCUGCCAAGAAGCAAGCCGCCCUUCUGGCCUCCUGUAAAUCCCUACCAAACUCUCCGAGUCACUCAGGGGCCUCCACUCCAGUGUCAGGGCCCGGACAGGCCAGUAAUGGGGGUCAGAGUAGUGAUUACCCCUCUUUGCCUUCUACCCCUGUGAUAAGUCACAAAGACAUACGGGGUGGGGCAAGUGGAGACGGGGGCUCGCAAAGAAAUCUGCCCCGACGGCGGACAUCAUUAUUUGCGAACCGCCGUGGGAGUGAUUCUGAAAAAAGAGCUUCUGAUAACAGAAGUGACAUGAGCAGUCGAUCAGUUCCUAUCAAACAGGGGACUUUGUGGAAACGCAGCGAACGCUCUUUAAAUAAAGAGUGGAAGAAGAAGUAUGUGACGCUGUCAAACAACGGCAUGCUGAUGUAUCAUUCAAAUAUAAAUGAGUUUUUGCAGAACUCUCAAGGUAAAGAGAUGGACUUAUUGCGAGUUACAGUAAAGGUGCCAGGAAAGCGUCUUCAUCGUGCAGUUACUCCUGGCGGACCGUCCACUGGCCCUACUCUUGUCCCCGUGCCCGGUGUAAAUGGACUUAGUAAAGACAAGCAGUCUUCUGAAGGUGGUGCUACAUCAAAUCUUCUGACUGUAGAAGAGGCUUCCAGAUCCGGUUUGUCAUUUCAUAAUGAUCAAAAGGUGAAACGCUGCCCGUCAUCUGUGUCUAAUAAAGGUUUCGGUGUGGACUCAAGCAUUGAGGGGGCUACAAGUCCACCUUUAGGAAAAGACCACAUCCCGUCUUCUCCAAUGACUGACAGGAAGAAGAAAAAACGCAACAGAAGUAUUAACUUGAAAGGAGACGCAGCAGCUGGGCAGGCUGAGGCCAAGCGCAAAAUGUGGAAAUUAAAAAGCUUUGGUAGCUUGAGAAACAUUAACAAAACAGAAGAGGAGAGCGCAGACUUCAUCAUCAUAUCGAGCACAGGACAGAGCUGGCAUUUUGAAGCCCAAAGUCAAGAGGACAGGGACGCCUGGGUUCAGGCCAUCGAAAGCCAGAUCCUCGCAAGUCUACAGAGCUGUGAGAGCAGAAAUAAGGCUCGAAGGAACAGCCAAAGUGAAGCUGUUGCCCUGCAGGCCAUUCGAAAUGCCAAAGGGAACGACCUCUGUGUGGACUGUGGAGGGUCAAAUCCAACAUGGGCGAGUCUUAAUCUUGGUGCUCUAAUCUGCAUUGAGUGUUCGGGAAUACACCGGAACCUGGGGACCCACCUGUCCCGCGUGCGCUCACUAGACCUGGACGACUGGCCCAGUGAACUCACAAAAGUGCUUUCGGCUAUAGGUAACCAUAUGGCCAAUAGCAUUUGGGAGACCUGCACCCAGGGGCGCCAGAAGUUGACACCGGAGGCAACAAGAGAGCAGAGAGAGUCGUGGAUCCGUGCCAAAUAUGAACAGCGGGCAUUUGUGUCGCCCUUGCCCGCUCAGUGUUCAGAGGACACAAUGUCGACUUGGUUGCUUAAAGCAGUAAUCGACAGAGACCUUCCCAGACUUCUGCUGCUCCUCGCGCACAGCACCAAGGAAGUGAUCAACGUCCCGCCUGAAGGGGCAGCGCAGCAGCAUCACAGCGCAUUACAUGCGGCCUGCCAGCUGGGCGAUGUGGUCAUGACGCAGCUUCUGGUCUGGUACGGCAGUGAUGUGAAGUCAAAGGAUCCGCAAGGUAGAACCGCAUUGACGUUGGCGCGCCAAGCCGGCAGCAAAGAGUGUGCUGAGAUUCUCCUCCAACACGGCUGCCCCAACGAGACGUCGCCCACUUCCCCGACACCUGUUCUGUCCCGCAAAAGUAGCAUCACCAGUGUCGGACGUGUCAAUUCCAGGAGGAGGGUCUCGUAACCCAUGAACAUUCAUGAUCCUAUAAACAUUUUUCUCCAGGGCCAUUUUUAUUUCUUCAUACAGAGUUGUGUGUUCCGUGUGUCUGUGAAUUUCUGUCCCAGGAUAUCGCCAACAACGCUGUAUUUAUAUACUGUACGUACACCCUUGGAUUCCUCAGAAAAGGGAGAAAGUUAAGAAAAAAGAAGAAACUUAAUCGUCCAUAUUAGAACAGGCUUAGAAUGACAGCUACAAAAUUUCAACAUGCCUUUUUCAAAAAAUGGGAACUGUUUUAACAACUAUAAAGCAAUAUUAUUUAUAAUAUGCUGAUGAAUAUACUGUAAAAUAGAUGCAUUACAUGGUCAAAUGUAGCUUGAGAGUUUCCCAAAGCAAUCUGAGGGAAUGUAUUUACCGUUAUGACUGUCAUUACCAUUGUUCUUUGAAAUAGACAUCACGACUGAGGGUAAUGUAAUGUAAGAAUACAUUGUUUAUAUUCAGAAGAAAUAGUAUUUGUCAUUGUGCAUCAUUUCUAAAAACUAUAGACAAUAAACGCUGUUCUUCAAACUCU
Molecule: messenger RNA, 4937 nt
Organism: Labeo rohita (rohu)
Lineage: Eukaryota; Metazoa; Chordata; Actinopteri; Cypriniformes; Cyprinidae
Gene: agap2
Product: ArfGAP with GTPase domain, ankyrin repeat and PH domain 2
Exons: 20
Coding region: 899-4393 (1164 amino acids)
Cellular component (GO): nucleus
Molecular function (GO): GTPase activator activity; protein binding; GTP binding
Source: RefSeq, a predicted model, not a curated record